This is a messenger RNA of Fonsecaea multimorphosa CBS 102226, 1542 nucleotides long. RefSeq lists its product as uncharacterized. The transcript is spliced from 2 exons. The coding region runs from base 1 to 1542 and encodes 513 amino acids. The record is from RefSeq and is a predicted model, not a curated record. NCBI's taxonomy places the organism in Eukaryota, Fungi, Ascomycota, Eurotiomycetes, Chaetothyriales, Herpotrichiellaceae.
AUGCGCAAACGGACAAUUACCUCGAGCGCAAGCGCUCUACUACUUCUCAUCGCUUCUCUCGUCAGCGCAAAACACAACGGGAUCCACGAACACCUCGAGGCCCUUCACAAACGACAUCGCGCAAACCGCGACCUGGCCGCUAGGUCAACGGCUGAGGAUGGAGAGCAAGGGGUGGAAGUAAGAUCGAUUCCAGAAAGUCAAACCUCUGCAAGCAGUUUGGAGAAGCGACAGGCGCAAUGUGCUUUUCCCACAGAUGCUGGUCUGGUCGCAGUCACCCCAGGAGAUGAGAAUGGCGGAUGGGCCAUGAGCCCAAAUCAGCAAUGUACACCAGGAACCUAUUGCCCUUACGCUUGUCCAGCCGGUCAAGUGUCUAUGCAAUGGGAUCCCAGCGCGACUUCUUACACAUACCCUCAGUCAAUGAACGGUGGAUUGUACUGCGAUGAGAAUGGCAACAUACAGAAGCCAUUUCCCAGUAAGCCAUACUGCCAGUCCACCAAUACCAACAUCGGCGUCCAAAACAAUGCUGGUAGCGUUGUGGCAUUCUGCCAGACUGUCCUUCCGGGAAAUGAAGCCAUGUUGAUUCCCACGUCCGUCACCGAUUUCGCGACCCUCGCAGUACCCGGUCCCAGCUACUGGUGCGAAACUGCAGCGCACUAUUACAUCAAUCCUCCUGGUAUCGGCACUGAUCAAGCUUGCGUAUGGGGAACCAGUGCUAAUCCUUACGGUAAUUGGUCUCCCUACGUUGCCGGGGCCAAUGUGGAUAACUCGGGGAACACGUUCAUCAAGCUCGGGUGGAAUCCUAUCUAUCUUGAGCCGGCCACACCUUUCCGCAAUCAAAUGCCAACUUGGGGUGUCAAAAUUGACUGUCCCAAUGGCGGAUGCUCAGGGCUACCAUGCGCAAUCGAUCCAUCCCAAAAUACGGUCAAUCAAAUGGUUGGAGAUUCGAGCAUCGGAGCAGGAGGUGGAGCCUUUUGCGUGGUGACCGUCGCGCAGGGCUCGACCGCCAACUUUGUGGUCUUCAAUGCCGGUGGUGAUACCAGCGAUAGCGGCAGCAGUAGCGGUUCCAGUUCGUCAACUACGUCGUCCAGUGCCAACAAUGCCGGACAGUUCUUUCAAACCACCAGCUCUUGGCAAUCACCUACAGCUUCUCAGUCGUCCUCUGAGUCACCUUCUAGCAAAGCAACAACCACUUCAAUCGAAUCAUCUACAGAGUCCUGGACUUACCCAUCGGUCGUAUCGACAAGUUCUGUUCCUACGGUAUCGGCUUGGACUGGGCCGACCACAUCAACCGGUUACUCCUACGCACUGCCAACUCACUCGCCAUAUUACUCGUUGUUCAACCAUACCACGUAUACGCCUCCCACAGAAGGAGUUACCUCAGCAGCCGUCGAAACAACCGCCGAAGCCACAGCAACCCCAUCCGGGCCAGCCUCGUCUACGGUUGCGCCGCUCUUGCCUGCCACCGGUGGCUCCUCGACGGUCCAACUCUCUCUUGUCAGCCUCUUCUCGGCCUUGGCAGUCUAUGCAGCUGUCAUGAUAUGA